AAGACCCUGCUCAUCAGCACGCUGCACCGCCCCAUGGACAUCCACAUCUACCACCCCUACCGCCAGCCUGAUGUUCCCAACCAUCCCUGCAAGACCAACAACGCUGGAUGCAGCAACCUCUGCCUCCUCUCGCCGGGCGGGGGGCACAAGUGUGCUUGUCCCACCAACUUCUAUUUGGGCAGCGACGGCAAAACCUGCGUCUCCAACUGCACAGCCAGCCAGUUUGUCUGCAAGAAUGACAAGUGCAUCCCUUUCUGGUGGAAAUGCGACACAGAGGACGACUGCGGGGACCGCUCGGACGAGCCGGAGGACUGCCCUGAGUUCAAAUGCAGGCCAGGGCAGUUCCAGUGCUCCACUGGGAUCUGCACCAACCCAGCCUUCAUCUGCGAUGGGGACAACGACUGCCAGGACAACUCGGAUGAAGCCAACUGUGAUAUCCACGUCUGUCUGCCCAGCCAGUUCAAAUGCACCAACACCAACCGCUGCAUCCCCGGCAUCUUCCGCUGCAACGGGCAGGACAACUGUGGUGAUGGCGAGGAUGAGAAGGAUUGCCCGGAGGUGACUUGUGCUCCCAACCAGUUCCAGUGCGCGAUCACCAAGCGCUGCAUCCCCCGUGUCUGGGUGUGCGACCGGGACAACGACUGUGUCGAUGGCUCAGAUGAACCUGCCAACUGCACACAAAUGACGUGUGGUGUGGAUGAGUUCCGCUGCAAGGACUCGGGCCGGUGCAUCCCAGCGCGCUGGAAGUGCGACGGGGAGGACGACUGUGGGGACGGGUCCGACGAGCCCAAGGAGGAAUGCGACGAACGUACCUGUGAGCCCUACCAGUUCCGCUGCAAGAACAACCGCUGUGUGCCAGGUCGCUGGCAGUGCGACUACGACAACGACUGCGGGGACAACUCGGACGAGGAGAGCUGCACUCCCCGGCCGUGCUCCGAGAGCGAGUGCUCCUGCGCCAACGGCCGCUGCAUCGCCGGCAGGUGGAAGUGUGAUGGGGACCACGACUGUGCGGAUGGCUCCGAUGAGAAAGACUGCACGCCGCGCUGCGAGUUCGACCAGUUCCAGUGCAAGAACGGGCACUGCAUCCCCAUGCGCUGGCGCUGCGACGCCGAUGCUGACUGCAUGGACGGCACCGACGAGGAGAACUGCGGCACGGGGGUUCGCACAUGUCCCCUGGACGAGUUCCAGUGCAACAACACACUGUGCAAGCCCCUGGCCUGGAAGUGUGAUGGGGAGGAUGACUGCGGGGAUAACUCGGAUGAAAACCCCGAGGAGUGCUUGAAAUUCCAGUGUCCCCCCAACAGACCGUUCCGCUGCAAGAACGACCGGGUAUGUCUGUGGAUCGGUCGACAGUGCGACGGCAUUGACAACUGUGGAGACAACACGGAUGAGAAGGACUGCGAGUCACCCACAGCCAAGCCCAAGAGCUGCAGCCAGGACAAGAACGAGUUCCUGUGCGAGAACAAGAAAUGCAUCAGUGCCAACCUCCGCUGCAACUUCUUUGACGACUGUGGAGAUGGCUCUGAUGAGGAAUCCUGCUCCCAUGACCACAAGUCGUACGACUGCAUGACCAACACCACCAUGUGUGGGGAUGAGGCCCAGUGCAUUCAGUCGCAGUCCACCACGUACUGCACGUGUCGUAGAGGCUUCCAGAAGGUGCCACACAAGAAUUCCUGCCAAGAUGUCAACGAGUGCCUGCACUUUGGGACCUGCUCCCAGCUCUGCAACAACACCAAGGGCUCCCAUGUCUGCAGCUGCGCCAAGAACUUCAUGAAGACGGACAACAUGUGCAAAGCAGAAGGCUCCGAGCACCAAAUCCUCUACAUUGCGGAUGACAACAAGAUCCGGAGCAUGUACCCCUUCAACCCCAACUCUGCCUACGAGCCGGCCUUCCAGGGCGAUGAGAACGUGCGCAUCGAUGCCAUGGACAUCUACGUCAAGGGCAACAAGAUCUACUGGACCAACUGGCACACGGGCAGGAUCUCGUACCGGGAGCUGCCCGCCUCUUCCAGUGCUUCCACCGCCUCCAACCGCAACCGGCGCCAGAUCGACGGCGGUGUAACCCACCUCAAUAUCUCGGGGCUGAAGAUGCCGCGGGGAAUUGCCAUUGACUGGGUUGCUGGGAACAUCUACUGGACGGACUCGGGGCGGGAUGUCAUCGAGGUGGCGCAGAUGAAAGGCGAGAACCGCAAGACGCUCAUCUCGGGCAUGAUCGAUGAGCCCCACGCCAUCGUAGUCGACCCGCUUAGGGGGACUAUGUACUGGUCAGACUGGGGCAAUCACCCCAAGAUUGAGACAGCAGCUAUGGACGGGACGCUGCGCGAGACACUGGUGCAGGACAACAUCCAGUGGCCAACAGGCCUGGCUGUGGACUACCACAACGAGCGGCUCUACUGGGCUGAUGCCAAGCUCUCCGUCAUCGGCAGCAUCCGGCUCAAUGGCACCGACCCCGUCGUGGCCAUUGACAACAAGAAGGGGCUGAGCCAUCCUUUCAGCAUCGACAUCUUUGAGGACUACAUCUACGGUGUCACCUACAUCAACAACCGCAUCUUCAAGAUCCACAAGUUUGGGCACAAGGCUGUCACCAACCUGACGUCUGGCCUCAACCAUGCAACUGAUGUCGUGCUCUACCAUCAGUAUAAGCAACCAGAGGUGACCAACCCUUGUGACCGCAAGAAGUGCGAGUGGCUUUGCCUGCUCAGCCCCAGCGGCCCCGGCUGUACCUGCCCCAACGGACAAUGCUUUGACUACUGCGAGAACGAAGGGGUUUGCCAGAUGACAGCCAGCGGUGCCAAGCAGUGCCGCUGCCCUCCGCAGUGCCAGGAUAACAAAUGCUCCCGGUGCCAGGAGGGCAAGUGCAGCAUCAAUAAGCAGAGCGGAGAAGUCUCCUGCAU
This is a messenger RNA of Nestor notabilis (Kea), 2894 nucleotides long. RefSeq names its product low-density lipoprotein receptor-related protein 1-like. Gene Ontology annotation, molecular function: protein binding; calcium ion binding. The transcript has 23 exons. The annotation marks the transcript as partial. The record is from RefSeq and is a predicted model, not a curated record. NCBI's taxonomy places the organism in Eukaryota, Metazoa, Chordata, Aves, Psittaciformes, Psittacidae.